This is a messenger RNA of Trachymyrmex septentrionalis, 841 nucleotides long. RefSeq names its product cAMP-dependent protein kinase catalytic subunit-like. The coding region runs from base 12 to 767 and encodes 251 amino acids. The transcript has 2 exons. The record is from RefSeq and is a predicted model, not a curated record. NCBI's taxonomy places the organism in Eukaryota, Metazoa, Arthropoda, Insecta, Hymenoptera, Formicidae.
GGUAAAAAAAUAUGACUGCGCACGCACGAUCGAGCAUGUAUCUCGCGAGACAAUCACACAGCAACGGGCUCAGCGAAUCGCGAUCCGCGGUAGACGACAACGUUAUCGUUGUUGGGAACAAGCGAUCUGAGACAACCAGAAGCCAGCAGCCUCAAUCGCAGUCGCAGUCGCAACCACAGCAACAGUCGCAACCGCAACUGCAAUUACAAUUGCAGCUACAGUCACAGUCGCAACCGCAACCACAGCAACAGUCGCAACCGCAACUGCAAUUACAAUUGCAGCCACAGUCACAAUCGCAACCGCAACCACAGCAACAGUCGCAACCGCAACUGCAGUUACAAUUGCAGCCACAGUCACAGUCGCAACCGCAACCACAGCAACAGUCGCAACCGCAACUGCAGUUACAAUUGCAGCCACAGUCGCAAUCACAGUUACAGCCACAGCCGCAAGUGCAUCCGCUACCGCCGUUGACGGCAACAAUAACGUCGUCGACGAACACACGAGAUCGAGAGACGGAUCCGAUGCGACAGCAUUCAAGCGCGUGGAGAUUGCGGGACGACGACGACGACGACGAUAACGAUGACGAUGACGACGUCGAGAACGAAGAGGAGCAAAUGGACGUCAACUUCUCCGCGACGACGGUAAGACGCACGCCACCGAGGGUGAUCUUGGUCGGCUGGGACAGCUUCCGCACGAAGCUGCUGCUAUUCCUGAUCAUGUGUCUUCUCAUCUGGGCCUGCGUCUUCUUUCCUCUACUCGGCACGUGAACACCGAUUCUUGCUCCUCCUCUUUCUCGUCGUUCUCCACUUCCUUCUCCUUUAUCAUCCCUCAGACGCGAAAU